This is a messenger RNA of Pisolithus orientalis, 796 nucleotides long. RefSeq names its product Plectin/S10 domain-containing protein. Gene Ontology annotation, molecular function: RNA binding; structural constituent of ribosome. The transcript has 4 exons. The record is from RefSeq and is a predicted model, not a curated record. Gene Ontology annotation, cellular component: cytosolic small ribosomal subunit. Bases 122 to 565 code for a protein of 147 amino acids. Lineage: Eukaryota; Fungi; Basidiomycota; Agaricomycetes; Boletales; Pisolithaceae.
GAUGUGCAUCCGCCCAAGGCAACCUAUCCUCGAGCUCGCUGUCCGGCACGACGUCAAGCAUUCAAGAUAUCAAGACUAUCGUUGUGCUCAUCUCAAGUAACACAGCAACAACCUGCCCAGCAUGAUCAUUUCAAAGAAGAACAGGCGCGCUAUCUACGAAAACCUCUUCAAGGAGGGUGUCCUUGUGGCCAAGAAGGAUUACAAUGCGCCCAAGCACGAAGACCUUGAUGUUCCUAACCUCGAGGUAAUCAAGGCCAUGCAAAGCUUGACCUCCAAGGGAUUGGUCAAGACUCAGUUCUCGUGGCAAUACUACUACUACGUCCUCACUCCAGAAGGUGUCGACUAUCUCCGUGCAUGGCUACAUCUCCCAGAUGAGAUUGUUCCUGCUACCCACAAGCGGGCUGUCCGUCCUCCCCGUCCUGCCGUUGUGCGCCAAGGUGGCGAGGGUGGUGCAUACCGCGCCCCUCGCGGUGAUAGGGAAGAUUACCGGAGAAAGGAGGGUGGUGCGCCCAGCGAGUUCAGGCCACAGUUUGCAGAUGCCGGUCGAGGUGCCCCCAGAGAGUAGAAGUUGAUUGCGACCUUGGUUGGAUGUCGCUUGGGAGUCCAGCUGCCGAAGUGACUGUCGGGAAACCUCACGCCCGCUUUACUACCCGUUGUGCUGACGGAUGACACUGUUGUUUCACGUAGCUCUCAGUACACAAAAUAUAUGGACGACGAUUUUGUCCUCCUUGGAAGUUGUGUGGAUUCCAGUCGUGUCGGGCUCCAACUUGCUUGGCAUUCCCACAGUCGUUCCCCG